Penicillium coprophilum is the source of this 423-nucleotide messenger RNA. RefSeq lists its product as uncharacterized. The transcript has 2 exons. Gene Ontology annotation, biological process: symbiont-mediated hemolysis of host erythrocyte. Bases 1 to 423 code for a protein of 140 amino acids. The record is from RefSeq and is a predicted model, not a curated record. Lineage: Eukaryota; Fungi; Ascomycota; Eurotiomycetes; Eurotiales; Aspergillaceae.
AUGUACGAAUUCGACGGCAUAAUCAAAAUCAGAAAUGUUACUGGUGUUAGCAUCUUCACUGCACGGCCAAAUUUGCAAUUCGGCAAAUUCUACAAUGCGCCAAACAAGGACAAUGAGAUUCUCCCUCGUGAUAUGGAAAGUCUAGAAAUCAAAGACAACGAAGAUCUUCUCAUUCACAUUUGCGGUCGUGAUAAAGAGCCGGCCGGCACAACAGGAACGAUUGAUCUCGAUGAUAUUGACGAUCAAUACGUCGCCACCCUCUACUGGAAUGUCCCCUUCGGUUCGAAAACAAACACCUUCUCGGUGUCCGGGCCCGGCAGGCGCUCUCAGUAUAUUGUUUCUGCCGAUGGAUAUAAUAGAAGUGGUACUGGACUUGGAACUGCGGAUGUGGAAGUCACCAAGAAGCCAACCACCCGUGGUUAA